Molecule: messenger RNA, 2246 nt
Organism: Uranotaenia lowii
Lineage: Eukaryota; Metazoa; Arthropoda; Insecta; Diptera; Culicidae
Exons: 12
Coding region: 93-2225 (710 amino acids)
Biological process (GO): translation
Cellular component (GO): ribosome; cytoplasm
Molecular function (GO): structural constituent of ribosome; oxidoreductase activity, acting on the CH-OH group of donors, NAD or NADP as acceptor
Source: RefSeq, a predicted model, not a curated record
GUGUUUUUCAUCGGAAAGAACGUCUAUCGGAAUUUAAAUUCCAUUUUCAAAUAUUUUAGAUAGGUUAUUUGAACCCCUGGACAGAACUCAGAAUGGCGCAACUGAAUGUAAAAGCUGCGGUCAUUACCGGAGGUGCCCGCGGGAUUGGGUUUUCUGUCGCUGAGGAGCUGCUCAAAAGUGGAGUUGAGAAACUCCUCAUUCUUGACAUUGCCGGCAGCCUGGACGCCGGGAGGGAAAACACCCUGAAGGUGCUUAACCCCAUGGCGUCGAUAUUCUACAGUCAAUGCGAUGUAACAGACAAAUCGGCACUGGAAAAAGCGCUUCAGCAAGACGCAGUCCAAUGGCUGGGGUCGAUUGAUGUUCUGGUGAAUUGUGCGGGAGUUUUUGCCGAACAUGAUGUCGCUCGUACUGUUGCAGUGAAUUUGUCAGCAUUGAUCAACAGCACCAUGAUCGCUUUCGACGUGAUGGGCAAACACAAAUCGGGUUCUGGAGGAUGCAUUGUUAACAUUGCAUCGGUGGCCGGGCUAGAGCCCACCGAUUUUUGUGCAAUUUAUAGUGCCACCAAAUGCGGCGUCGUUGGCUUUACUCGGGCCAUGGGAAGUGAGACUAACUUCCAACAUACUGGAAUCAAAGUGGUGGUUAUUUGCCCAGGGCCAACCAAUACAAUUAUGAUGAAUACUGUAGAUGAGCAGCCAUGUUCAACGACGUAUCCCUGGUUGAAGACGAAACAAGAAUCAGUAGUCAAGCCGCCAUAUCAGGAGCCGUGGCGCUCCGUUGGCCGUCGUCCACUUCGGACCCGUACAAGUUCAAGGUCCAUAAGCAGCUGUUUAUCGCCGCCGAGGGUAUGUACACCGGUCAGUUUGUGUACUGUGCGCGCCCAGCUCCCGAUCGGUCUGAUGCCCGAAGGUACCAUCGUGUGCAACCUGGAGAAGAAGACCGACGAUCGGGGCAAGCUGACCCGUACCUCCGGCAACUAUGCCUCGGUCAUUGCCCACAAUCCGGAUACCAAGCGUACCCGUGUGAAGGUGCCGUCCGGCGCCAAGAAGGUUCUACCUUCGAACAACCCAGCCAUGGUCGGUAUCGUUGCCGGUGGUGGUCGUAUCGAUAAGCCCAUCGUUAAGGCCGGUCGUGCCUACCACAAGUACAAGGCCAAGCGUGGUGGUAACCAUCAGCACAUCGGUAAGGCCUCGACCGUCAAGCAAGGAACUCUUCCAGGUCGCAAGGUCGGUCUUAUUGUUGCCCGUCGUACCGGCCGUAUUCGAGGUGGCAAGGGAGUCGAGAAGUUCAAGGAGAAGGAGAAGAAGGACAAGAUUAUUUCAGGGAUUUUCAGUCCUACCUUGGUUGAAACUGCGAGAGGGACACCUUGGGUAGCUGACUCCGCACUUCCUCGCUUCCGCUCUUCUUUCCAGGCUGCACAGCGGCGCGGGCAGCGAAGUAUGUCUUUGGUGGGAAAAACAGCCGUCAUAACCGGUGGAGCGAGUGGUAUCGGAUUCGCUGCAGCCGAGGAACUAAUCAAGAGUGGAGUUGAGAAAAUCCUAAUCCUGGACAUUGGGCAAAGUUUGGAUUCCCGAAAAGAAGGUGCCCUAAAGGCUCACAACAAAAAAGCCUCAAUUUUCUACGCGCAAUGUGAUGUUACCGAUAAGACCGUUCUGGAAAAACGUCUUCGCCAGGAUGCUCUCAAAUUGCUUGGCUCCAUCGAUAUACUCGUAAAUUCGGCCGGAAUUUUCGCAGAAAACAAUCCGACCCGUACGGUUGCUGUGAAUUUUAUGGGACUUAUUGAUUGCACCCUGAUAGCGAUCGAUUUAAUGGGUAAGCAUAAAUCGGGAUCCGGUGGAGCCGUCGUCAACAUUUCUUCGGUGGCCGGAAUUGAACCUGCUGAUUUUGGCGCCGUUUACAGUGCUACUAAGUAUGGAAUAGUUGGUUUUACUCGUGCUUUAGGGAGCAAAGACGUCUUUGAACGUACCGGUGUCAAGAUAGUGGCGAUAUGUCCAGGAUCAACCGACACAGGCUUGUUUGAUGAAUUCAAACAGGAAUCAUUUUCGGUCACCUUCCCUUGGCUAAAGGCGAAACAAAUGGCAGUAAUGGAUCAAACCUUUCUGCAACCAGCCAGUGCUGUUGGAAAAGGUGUUGUCCAAUUAGUGAAUGGUGCUGAAUCCGGAUCUGUGUGGAUUUCCAAAGACAAUAAAAUAUUGGCUGUGAACUUUGUACCAAAUGAACAUUUGUGAAUAAAUUUUCCUACAAUUCCU